AUGAGUGCUCAAGUAUUAUUUCGGGUGAAAUGCUCAACAGAAUUUAGUUAAAUGGUGAGAAUCGUUGGAAACACUCCAAAAUUAGGGAAUUGGAAUCCAUAACAAGGAUUUAAAUUAAUAACCAAUAAUGAAAUGUAUCCUAUUUGGUAUGGUGAUUAUGCUUUGGAAGUUGAACUAAAUUAACUAGUCGAAUUCAAAAUAAUAAUCACUGAUGGGUGCAAUUCUUUUUGGGAAUGUGGCGAAAAUCGAUCUCUUUAAAUAUAGGGAUAGAAAUUAGUGGUUGUUUUGACUUACAACUUGCCAUCCGUCUUUAUUUACAACAUUAAAAGAAUAUUUUCUGACUCUGAUCUCACUACAAUCGCUUAAGGAAGAACAAGAAAAGUUUCCAUUUAACUGAAAGACAAGUUAUAUGAUUCAGACGAUGACUCAGAUUCAGAAUAAGACAGUGAUGUAAAUUCCUUAUUUUAAGAUGAAAUCAUUUCAUGUAAUUCAAAUGAAACCAUUUCAAAUUCUCCAAAUUCUUCUCAUUUCGAGCCAAUCUUUUAGCUCGCCUCCGAACUGGGAACAGGUGAAAAUUGAUUUUGCUAAUCUCCACAUUAACUUAAAUUAAUAUAGAUAAGUUCUAUUUUUAAAAGUAUUAACUUUAUUUGAGUAAUUUCAGAAUUUCAUUCUCUAACAUUUUCUCCUUGAAAAGACAAAUUAUUUGCCUUAAUAACAUCAAUCAAUCUAAAUUAUCAGUACUUUUUAAUUGUUAAUCUCUACACAUUUUAAUUAAAACUAAUUGUAAUAUUCUAAACAAAUUUUCAAAUAUUACCAAUUAAAUGAUUUAUCAUUAACUAUAUUUAUUAAAUAAAAAAUAAAAUUUAUACAUUCAUUUUUAUAAAAA
Messenger RNA from Paramecium tetraurelia, 886 nucleotides. RefSeq lists its product as uncharacterized. The record is from RefSeq and is a predicted model, not a curated record. The transcript is spliced from 4 exons. Gene Ontology annotation, molecular function: starch binding. Lineage: Eukaryota; Ciliophora; Oligohymenophorea; Peniculida; Parameciidae.